CUCAUUCUAAUCAUUGUUUUUUGAGGUUUUGAUCUCCAGCAGCAUCAUGCCUGAACCAGCGAAGUCCGCGCCGAAGAAAGGUUCCAAGAAGGCCGUCACUAAGAUCGCCGCUAAAGGAGGAAAGAAGCGCAGAAAGUCCAGGAAGGAGAGCUACGCCAUCUACGUGUACAAAGUGCUGAAGCAGGUUCAUCCUGACACCGGGAUCUCUUCGAAGGCGAUGGGCAUCAUGAACUCUUUCGUCAACGACAUCUUCGAGCGCAUCGCCGGUGAGUCGUCUCGUCUCGCUCACUACAACAAGCGCUCCACCAUCACUUCCCGAGAGAUCCAGACCGCCGUGCGUCUGCUGCUGCCCGGGGAGCUGGCCAAACACGCCGUGUCUGAGGGUACCAAGGCCGUCACCAAGUAUACCAGCUCCAAGUAGAGCUCCGCUGCAGUUCUCACACACACAAAGGCUCUUUUAAGA
Cyprinus carpio (common carp) is the source of this 463-nucleotide messenger RNA. Its product is annotated as histone H2B. The record is from RefSeq and is a predicted model, not a curated record. Gene Ontology annotation, cellular component: nucleosome. Gene Ontology annotation, molecular function: DNA binding; structural constituent of chromatin; protein heterodimerization activity. NCBI's taxonomy places the organism in Eukaryota, Metazoa, Chordata, Actinopteri, Cypriniformes, Cyprinidae.